Messenger RNA from Elaeis guineensis (African oil palm), 1861 nucleotides. RefSeq lists its product as uncharacterized. Gene Ontology annotation, molecular function: DNA-binding transcription factor activity; DNA binding. The record is from RefSeq and is a predicted model, not a curated record. Lineage: Eukaryota; Viridiplantae; Streptophyta; Magnoliopsida; Arecales; Arecaceae.
AGAGAGAGAGAGAGAGAGAGAGGGACCGAGGGAGUUGUCUCAUAGUCUUAGGGUUAGGGUUUUUGGAGCUUCUGCCUUGUUUCUUUCUCUCCACAUGUCAAAUAAGAUGAUAUGAUGGUGAAGUGAUGAUCUCACCCAUCUCGUUUGCUUGAUGGGAUUAUCAUCGGUGGAACAAUUCAUCCUCUCUGGUUCUUUAGGCCAUCUGGGAGUGAAGGCAAUUGGAGAAAUUUAGAGCCAUCCUCUUGGUUCCCUUUGUUUAGUUUCAUCUUUGAGUGAUAGCUGAGGGGGAGAAGGUGUGAUGGCAAAGAAUUUUUCUGAAAAAUCGAGUGGCAAGGAAGAUGAUGAGGAGGACUGUGAUGGAAACAUGAGAAAUGGUAGAAGCUCGAGCAAUAGCACAACCGAGGAAAGCAAGAAGAAGGGGAACUCAAGUUCUGUACGGCAAUACAUCCGAUCCACAAAUCCUAGGCUCCGGUGGACACCAGAUCUCCAUCUUUGCUUUGUUCGUGCUGUCCAGAGGCUAGGUGGCCAAGAUCGUGCAGGAGCGACGCCUAAGUUAGUUCUCCAGUUGAUGAACGUUAAGGGCCUCAGCAUCGCUCAUGUCAAGAGUCAUUUACAAAUGUAUAGGAGCAAAAAAAUGGAUGAAUCUGAUCGAGAUGGUUCAAGGAACAUGACUGACGGUCGGGAGCGGCAUGCAUACAUCUUCCACCAUCUUCCUGCAUUACGAGGCUUUGAUCAAAGACCUCAAACCUAUUCAAGUCAUGGAUAUUGGAGCACCAUGGGUCUGGGGUCUCAUAGUUCAGCUGCAGAGAUGAUCUUCAAAGGUCAUCACAGAAUGAUGGGCAUUCGGGAUAUCCAUAUGGGCAGUUUAACUCCAAAUGAUCGAGCUAGUUGUGAACUGCAUGGAGAAUUUAAAGAUUUCCAUCCACUCUAUGAUCAUAAAAUUGGAAGAUCCCAAUUUAGACCGAGAGGAAUAUUAGAACCCUCCUCCCAAUCCCAAUGGCAUGAAAGAGGAAUCGAACAGGCUGGCCAAUUGAGUAGCACCUGCACCCAAGAGAUUGAUCAGCAAAGACCACCAUCAUCAUUGAGACUGGGAGGACAAUUCACAGUGAGGUGGAGAGAUGAUGAUCAUGAGCCAGAUUUGAAUCUAUCGCUUAACAUCACACCAAGGCAUGAGAAGAGGAAAAGAUAUUGGGAGGAUGAGGAAGUAGACAGUAGCUUAUCCCUCGCUCUGGCUUCUCCUUUCUCGAAACAGGAAGGGUGUUCUAGAGAUGUUGAGAAGGCUUCAAAGCUUAUCAGUUUGAAGGAGAAAGAUGGCAGUGGAGAGCAAGCAAGAAGGACAAGUACUCUAGAUCUGACUAUAUGAGUGGAAUGUAGUGAGAUCUCGUGGUACUCGUCUGAAGGGAAGGUGAGAUAGUCUAUCCUUGUUACUAUUACUUUAGUUUCCAUCUGUUUUGUACUCGCUACAAUGGUGUUAAUUAGAGCCUAAUAGGAUACUUCAGAGAUUUCCAUAUCCUUUCCAAGCUCCAACCGAAGGCAAAGCUCAUAGAGGCCUUGCGAAAAAUUGGUCGGAAGCACAUGUGGUUUGAUGUGCAGCUUCGAGUGUGCCUUUCUUCUUUGUAUAAUUAAAUGAUACUUCAUGCAUGCAUGUUGGAUGUGGAGGAUGCCAUUGACUAGAUUCCUGCUCCUUGGUCUUUGGACUUGCCAAUGACUACUUGCUGAGAUUCUUGCCACUGCUUUCGAUGGCCAAUGGCACUGUUGUAAGAAUAUUUUAUUAUGCUAGCUAAUAAAUAAUAGUCAACGUUAUUUAUUUUUCUUUUUUCUUUGACAAAGUUUAGGGACUACUUGUGACUCUUAUAUAUGC